Molecule: messenger RNA, 435 nt
Organism: Malania oleifera
Lineage: Eukaryota; Viridiplantae; Streptophyta; Magnoliopsida; Santalales; Ximeniaceae
Exons: 1
Coding region: 52-435 (127 amino acids)
Molecular function (GO): calcium ion binding
Source: RefSeq, a predicted model, not a curated record
CAUCACCAUAUAUAAUCAGUGAUCGAUUGCUUAGGUUUCUCGAUCGGAAGAAUGAGCGUGGCUAUCGUGAACGGCCCAACAGUCGCCGGGUUCGUCGAGGACUCGGAAGCGUUCGACGAGUGCGUGAACCAGUGGUUCGAUGCCCUGGACGCCGACGGCGACGGAGUGCUUUCGAGGGAGGAGCUCCGCCGGGGAUUCGCAGGCUUCGACGACAUACUGUCGAAGGAGGAGAUAGAGGAGCUGUACGAGACGGUGUUCGAGAGGUUUGACGGCGACGAUAACGGGGUGAUCGACCGGGACGAGUACAGGUCGCUGGUGAAGGAGUUCAUGCUGGCCAUGGCUCGCGGCAUCGGAGAUUCGCCGGUGCAGGUGGCGCUCGAGAGCGGGAGCUUGCUCACCAGGGCCGUUGAGCAUGAAGCACAGAAGAAUUCUUAA